This is a messenger RNA of Triticum urartu, 1610 nucleotides long. RefSeq lists its product as uncharacterized. NCBI's taxonomy places the organism in Eukaryota, Viridiplantae, Streptophyta, Magnoliopsida, Poales, Poaceae. The record is from RefSeq and is a predicted model, not a curated record. Gene Ontology annotation, cellular component: nucleus; cytoplasm. Gene Ontology annotation, molecular function: protein-folding chaperone binding; protein folding chaperone.
AUGGUUGUGCCUAGCUACCCCUUCAUUCUUUAUAAGCGCCGCAGCCCUCACCCCGAACGAACCGCCCCCAGCCACUCCUCUCUCUCGUCUCCCCACUCGCCGCCGCCGCCGGCGCUCUCACCCCACUCGCCGCGCUCGCUCGCCCCGCCCUACCCCAGCCGAUCGACCGCACCCCACACCACCGCGGGUCUCGCCUCGCCUCAAGCCGUGGGGAAGAGGAAGGACCACUACGAGAUCCUGGGCGUGCCCAAGGCGGCCACCGCCGGCGACAUCAACGAGGCGUACCACAAGCGGAGCGCGCUCAAGUGGAAGGAGGCGGAGCGGGGGUUCCAGCGCCUCACCACAGCCCACAAGGUUCUCAGUGACCCGCUGAGGCGCCCGCUCUACGACAAGCACCUGCGCGCCGAGGAGAAGCUCAUGGGGAAGGCGCCGCCGCCGGCCGCAUCCACGGGUGUGGCACUGGAAAGGGUGGUACGUACAGGCCGGAAGGGCGCAGCUUUGGGCAGGGAGGUUGCGGUUGCGGGCACCGGCGGCAGGCAAAAUGCAGACCGGACGGGCGGAGGCGCCAAGCGUGCGGGCCUUCGAAGCUCAACGGGGAAGGCCAGCGGGAACGGCAAGCGCUCGCGAUGCCUAACGGACGGCGCGACAGAUGCGACGGGAGCACACGCGUCGACUACGUCCUUUUCCACCGGCCGUAGCACCUUUGAGAUGUCUGUGAAGUACACGAAUGAGUACUACAAUGAGGAGAAUUGUUCAUCCUUCGACGGCGAGCCAUUCUGCCCCAUCGACCAUAGCACCUUCAAGACGGCCGUGAAAUAUACGAAUGAGUACUACACUGAGGAGAAAUGUUCAUCCUUCGACGGCGAGCCAUUCUGCCCCACUGACCAUAGCACCUUCAUGACGGCCGUGAAAUAUGCGAAUGAGUACUACACUGAGGAGAACUGUUCAUCAUUCGACGGCGAGCCAUUCUGCCCCACCGACCAUAGCACCUUCAAGGCGGCCGUGAAGACCAUGAAUGAGUACUACGAUGAGGAUGAGAACCUUGGGUUGUGCGUGUACGAGGAAGAAGGCGUGCAGGAUGACUAUGGCAACCAUGCCGGGGUUGGCAAUGAUGAUACCAGGGUUUGUGAUGACCUCAUCAACGGUGAUGACGUGGAAGGGGGCAUGCCGUAUGCAAAAUACGAUGAUUGCGGGGGUGGUGAUCACAACUAUGGCGACCAUGGCGGGGCUGGCAAUAAUGAUGAUACCGGGGUUUGUGAUGACUACUACGACAAUGCUGCGGGGGGCUUUGACAAUGGCUACUACGAUGGUGAUGCUGGGAAUGGAGCUGAUGACUGGUGGUAGUGAUCCAGGGCAAGACCUCUUUGAAAUGUGAGAAGGAAGUCCCAAGUCGUGGAGUUGAGAUGAUGUGCAAGUCUCUAUCUACUUUGCUAGUUCUUAUGUUACCUAAGUAUCGUAGCUAGCUUCGGAUUUACCACUUUUCUGUAUGAUAAGCUAGGAAAUCAGUCUUCUGUAUGGGGAAUCUUAAGCAAUAUCAUGUGCCCUGCUUGUGAUAAAGGUAUUGCUAAAUGCUAAUGUACAUUAUAAUUGGCAUAUGUUUCUUCAUUGCU